Molecule: messenger RNA, 1280 nt
Organism: Cuscuta campestris
Lineage: Eukaryota; Viridiplantae; Streptophyta; Magnoliopsida; Solanales; Convolvulaceae
Source: the annotation of a GenBank genome assembly
CGUUCAUAGGUCCUCCGAUCAUAUCCACACUUUGCAGGCGGACAUAUCAAUCCAACUCCCCGGAAUCGAAAUUCGCCCACCGCCUUCCAUGAUCUCCUUCAAGCUUCCAUAGCUAAUGGUUUCGCGCAGAGAGGGCGGACUUGAGGAUCAGCAAUGAAAGGCGUCUUCUCAGCGCCUGGCGAUUACAUCUACUUCAAGUCUCAGGUCCCUCUUCAUAAGAUCCCUAUUGGGUCAAGACAAUGGCGAUAUUAUGAUUUUGGCCCUAGAGUGGUUCCUCCACUCAUCUGUCUUCCUGGUAUAGCAGGAACAGCUGAUGUAUAUUACAAACAAAUCAUGUCAUUGUCCAUGAAGGGCUAUCGUGUAAUUUCGGUAGAUAUUGCCCGUGCGUGGAACCAUCGUGAGUGGAUUCAAGCAUUUGAGAAGUUUCUGGAUACUAUUGAUGUUCACCAUAUACAUUUAUAUGGCACAGCGCUUGGAGGAUUCUUAGCACAACUAUUUGCUCAGUAUCGCCCACGACGAGUUAAGUCACUGUUACUUUCGAAUACAUUCUUGGACACAUCUAGCUUCUCUGCUGCUAUGCCAUGGGCCCCAGUGUAAGUUACUUGCUAAUGCACAAGUUUGGGUUCUAUUUAAAUACUUACAUAGAAAAUUUCAUUGUUUUGACAACUUACGUAGUAUUAUCUAAAACCUUCUCUGACAGUUUGACCUUGAUUGGGAACAACAAAAACUGUCUGUUUUAGCUAAAGUUAGGGGGUAAAUAUAGGAAAAUGAGAAGUAAAAAAAUUGAUAAAAGACCCAUCUCAAACAAAUAAAUUCAAUCUAAGUAUUUGUUGAAAGCCAUUUUAUUUAUUUCUAUCUAAAGACUAAGAACCCUGAAUAGGUUUUUUUCUUCAUAAAUUAAUCAUUCAGUUUCCAUCACGUCUUUCCAAGGUAAAGUCAAUAAUAAGAACACAACUUUCAUUAGCCACCCUGCCCAUUUUCCCUAGCAGUUUCUAUCCUCCAAACAAACCCUAAUGGUUGGUAGUACCAUAAGAAAAGGCAAACACUGAGGACAUGCUAUAGACUCAAAAGAAAAGAAGUUUUGAAUAUACUAUCAGACUUGUGAUCUUUUUUUAUGCCAUGAAAGAUGAUUUUCUUUCUGAUGAAGUGUUGGCUGGACACCUGCUUUCCUACUGAAGCGGUAUGUCCUGACUGGAAUCAGAGAUGUCCCCCAAGAACCAUUUAUUGCAGAUUCUGUGGAUUUUGUUGUUUCUCAGGUUAAAUUAAGUCUUUACUCAAUA